UAUAUAUUCCAAUCAUUUUUAGUAUAUAUUUGCUAAUUAAAAUUUUCACAGAAUAAAAUUUAGAAUUAUUUUUUCUACAUUUUUUUUUGAAAACAAUUUUGCAAUUUCUUUACGGAUUAUACUGAAAAGUAAAGGAAAAUUUAAAUUCUAAUAAAAAAAAAUUCUAUAAAUGUGAAUUAAAAGUAAAAGUGAUAUUUUUUAAUUAUUAUUAACAGAAAGUGUAAUUUAAACAAAUGGAAUGUUUUUAUAAAUUUUUGUUGUAAAAUAAUUGUUAUUACGACUAAAAGAGAUUGAAAAUUAUGGGUAAGGUGACGAAAAAUAUCACCGAGGAAAAUAUAAACAAACCAAUAAUUAAAAUGUCACGUAGUGGUAGGCAAAUUAAACUACCACAAAAAAUGUCAUUUAAUGAGGAACCAUUGAUAAAAAAGCCAAGACAAUCACAAUCUACAAGUGAUUCAAAUUCACAAUUUAUAAUUUCAAAGGAUCCAUUAAUUUUACCAAUGAAAGCCAAUAGUCUUAACAAAUCAAAUACAGAAUUAAUUGAUAAACAAAAUUUAUUAAAAACAUCAUUGACACCAUCUCAUGAACAUGCUGAAAUGUUUGAUUUUGUUGAUUUGGAAUUAUUUCAAAAAUCCAAUGAGAAAGUUGAUGAUGAAUCUUUUAAAAAUCGAGUACUAGAUACUUUAGAUAUUUUACGAGAGCAAAAUAAAAGAAUUCUAGCGCAACAGGAAUUAAUUUUAAAAGAAUUGGCAAAAACAAAUAAUAAUACGGAUAAAAAACUUUCGGAAAGUUUUUUAACUCCCUUAAGAGGUUUUCCAAUAGAGACAAUUGAAAAAUUUAAUGAAUUCGAAUCGGAAAUUGGUAGAGAAAGUCGUACAAAAGUGUAUAAUCAUUUGGUAAAUAUGGGUGGUGCAACAUUGAGAAAUUUUUUAUCAAAUUCCAUAAGAAGACUAUUAACAGACAAUUUAGUUUGUUCCUUCACUUGGAAUGGAGGUGAUAAUACAAUAAAAUUCGGCGAUACAAAAACAGCUAAUGUCCUAUACCAAGCUGCAACAAGAUGUGAAAAUUUCGAUGGUCCUUCAAAUAAAGAAAAUUUUAAACAUCAUAUGUUGGAAGUUUUAAGACAUACAAAACAGAGGCACAGAAAACUUUUAAAGAAAAAUCUUCAACCAAUGAAAAUUUCAAAAGAUCAUGAUAAUAUAUUAAAAUAUGCAUUAGAAACAUUUGAAACCGGAAACAAUGGCAAUGACAAUAAUGACGAUGAUGACGAUGACGAUGAUGAUGAUGAUGAUAAUGAUCGAGGAGAUGAAAAUUUUGAUUGUGUGGAAGAAGAGAUUUAUGACAUCAAAGAAGGUGUCUUUUUAGAAGCAUAGUUAAUAAAAAAAAAAUUUCAAAAUUUCUCAUACCAAAUAAUUCGUAAUUUUUAUCUAGAAAAUAAAAUUUAGUUCUCACUGAAUUUAAGAAAAAUAAAAUAUAUUUUUUCUUUAAUAA
Molecule: messenger RNA, 1491 nt
Organism: Leptopilina boulardi
Lineage: Eukaryota; Metazoa; Arthropoda; Insecta; Hymenoptera; Figitidae
Product: homeobox protein 12-like
Exons: 6
Coding region: 300-1373 (357 amino acids)
Source: RefSeq, a predicted model, not a curated record